CGAGAAAGCAGGUGUCUGCAGCAUUCGGCGCUUAACCACGGCGCGAAGCAGACGCGUUGCUCCCUCUUUCUGCUCCUCCAGGCGCGAUCGAUCCUCGUUGCUCUCAGCCGCAUGCAUAGCGAAAAACAAAAAUAACACAAAAAAUACUCGAUAUACAAACCAAAAUAUUCGAUAUAUGCGAGCGUAAUCAACAAACAAGCCAAUUUACAUAUGUAAAAAAAAAACAAAAAACAAAAAAGAAACAUAAGUAAAUAAAAACAAACAAACAUAAAGCAAAGCCAAACGAAACGGAACGGAAAGAACCGCUGGGAAAACGGUUAGCAAAGUGGUGAUCAACACGCUUUUUGUGUCCUUUUCUUUUUUUUUUUUGUUUGCAUUUUCUUUUGUGUGUGCUCCACUUGCGAUCGUUAAUUGUUGACCGCGUGCAACACGCCGCCCUCCUCGCCCGCUGCUGUCAUUACCAGCAACCCAUCGGCAACAUCGGCGGACUGCAGCAACUGCAGCAGCAGCAUCAACUGCAGCAGCAACAGCAACAACAUCAUCAUCGGCGGGCAGAAGUAACGGCCACCGUUCAAGUGCAACUGUUUUCGAAAGUUGCCGCUAACGCAUCCUGUUUGUCAGCCUUCGGAAUUUUUGAUUUCGAUUCGGAAUUGGAAUUGAAAUUGGAAUCGGAACUUUAGCUGCAACAUCACGGAAUCGAAAUCGGAAUUGGGCCUAGGACCAAAUAGCAACACCAUCAACACAAUCAGCAGCAGCAGCAGCAAUAACAGCAGCAACAUGCAACAUCAGCAGCAACAGCAACAGCAGCAACAGCAGCAGCAGCAGCAACAACACAAGCAAGUGCGCUGCAGAAAUCUACGAAGAAACGUAGAAAUCGGUGCUAAGAAGAUUUGGCUGCCGCUUAUCAUUUUCCUUUCACUGCAGGUCGCACUCGUUUGCGCGGACGAUGUGGAGGUGGUGAAGGCGAUUGCCGGCGGACCCGACGACGAUCUGACCAUCGCUCUUGGGGAUCACGAGAACGAGCUGGACCAGAUGGCCCAGGAAUCGGAGCAGGAGCAGCAGGCCCAGGCGCAGCAGCAACAGCAACAACAGCAGCAGCAGCAACAGCAGCAACAGCAGCAGCAGCAUCAGCAGUUGCCGCAAAUCCAGAUGCAGUUGCCCCAAUCGGUGCCCAAGGUGCAGGUGCACUACCAGCACAACAUGCCACAGCCGCCUCCAAAUGUGGCACUCACCAUGCGAAACAAUCACCAGAACAUUCCGCUGAGCUUUGGCCAGCCGUUCGGACCUCCUCCGCCGCCGGGUGCCCAGUUCUACAAGGGACCACCUCCGCCGCAGCUGCAGCAGCGACCGCAGCCCCCGCCGCAGUUGCAAUUGCAGGUGCAGCCGCAACAGCAGCAGCAGCAACAGCAGCAUACGCAGCAGCAGGGUCAGCAGCAGCAGGUGCAGGUGCCCGACUUGAGUGUGGGCGGAUCGAGCAACAAUGAGAUAUGGGCGGCACCUGUACAGGAUAUGCCCAAGAUUGUGUCCCUGGACGUCAAGUGCGAGAAGAACGGGAUGAAGGUGUUCGUGCAGUUCGACAAGCCCUUCAAUGGCAUUGUGUUCUCCAAGGGUCACUACAGCAACAUGAACUGCGUCCACUUGCCAUCGGGACUGGGACGCAGCUCGGCGAGCUUCGACAUUGGACUGCACGAGUGCGGCACCGCCGGCAAUACGGACAACUAUGGCCAGGGGUAUGGCCAUGAGGCGGGCAGCACGGGAGCAGGCACCUACUUCGAGAACAUCAUCGUCAUACAGUACGAUCCGCAGGUGCAGGAGGUGUGGGAUCAGGCCAGGAAACUCCGUUGCACGUGGCAUGAUCAGUACGAGAAGAGCGUGACCUUCCGUCCAUUCCCGGUGGAUAUGCUGGAUGUGGUGAGGGCCGAUUUUGCUGGCGAUAACGUUGGCUGCUGGAUGCAAAUCCAGGUGGGCAAGGGUCCGUGGGCAUCCGAAGUCUCUGGACUGGUUAAGAUCGGCCAGACGAUGACCAUGGUGCUGGCGAUCAAGGAUGACGACUCCAAGUUCGAUAUGCUGGUGAGGAAUUGUGUGGCGCACGACGGCAAGAGGGCGCCCAUCCAAUUGGUCGACCAGCGGGGCUGUGUCACCCGACCCAAGCUAAUGUCGCGCUUCACCAAGAUCAAGAACUUUGGAGCAUCUGCGUCCGUGCUGUCCUAUGCCCACUUCCAGGCCUUCAAGUUCCCCGACUCGAUGGAGGUGCAUUUCCAGUGCACCAUCCAGAUCUGUCGCUACCAUUGUCCGGAGCAAUGUUCAGCGGAAACGAACCUGCAGGAUGUCCACCACUUGCAGGUGGGUCCAGAAUCGCAGUACGGUCCACCGCCGCAGCUUCAUGUGGAUGCCUACCACGUGGCCAGCGCGAUUGGCAAGCGGCGGGACGAGCGAAGGGUGCAGCGACGUGCCCGAGCGGUGGCCGAACCGCAGGUGGGUCUGAACAGGAUCAUCAAGGUGGUGUCCUCCGGCGAUCUGACCUUCGCCAUCGAUGAGCAGGCCGGCGGUAAUGGAAGCUCACCGAAUGGCGCGAACUCCGGCGUGGAUCGCAGUCCACAGACCAUGGUAUUUCCACUGCGCGAGGAGGGCCUGAUCUGCAUGACCACGCCGGGCUUUGCCAUCACGCUAAUCGUGCUCCUGGGUAUCCUUGUCACGUCCUGCCUUACCUCUGCGGUGCUCUACGUCCGACUGCGUCCGUUCUCCUCGUUCGCAGGCAGCGCCAAGGAGCGGGCUGUGGCCUUCACGAAUCCCCAGCUGGCACCGCUCCCCGUCAUCCAGCUUCCCUCGCCGGCGGAUCUGCAGGGAACGCUCUCCAAGAAGCGGGCGAUGUCGUGAGCACGACCCCGACUGUGCGACUGGAACUAGUUCCGCGGGCGGAUUACCGAUUUCCGGCGGCUGGGCAAUGGCACUACUGAUAGCUUCUUCGGGAUCAGGUCUUUUGGUUGGCAAACAGAAGAAGUUCUUUUCAAAUCCAUUCUUAAAUCGAGUAAUCAAAUUCUACAAUUGAAAUCGAAAACCAUAUAAAUUGGUUAAGAAAAUAUUUGCUAUAAUCGUAUUCUAUUUAUAACAAAUUAAUUAUAAUUUUGUCUUAGUAAGAAGGUCCACGUCCAAAGACCCCGAUUUGAAAAGUAACUGCCAUUAGUGUCAUCACUAGCUACUGCGUUCUUUCAGCGCUUCCGUUUCCGGUUCUAGGUACAGUUGUGUCUGCGUCUGCGGCUCUUAAAUUUGUAGCGUACACUUCGUUAGUAUAAUUUUUGAUACAAAUCAUUUAACAUUAACUCAAGCCGUUUACUGGGUUCUCCUCUUCCUCUUCCACUUCCACUUCCUUUUCCAUUUUCAUUUCUAUUUUCAUUUCCGUUUCGUGAAAACUGUAGCUCUAAACCCCCUUCAGCACACCACUUCCUGUUUGUUUCUAUCAUUUCCACAUUCCCUCCUUGGUGGCAGUCCGAUAAUCGAUUAUUUUUGUUUUAGUUUAAGCCUAGGUUCUAUUUCAUGUAAAACGGUGCUAAGCCAUGAUCAGCCCACAUCAUACUCGUACAUAUAUCCAUCUGACAAUCACUUGUAGCUUUCUUCAGCAUUUGAGCCGAUACAAUCCAUUACUUAGAGUAUUUCUCGUAAGACUCUCUUAAGACUUUGUAGACACGCAUACACGCACAUUUUGCACACAAAGACACACACAUACACGCACACUUAUACAACAUAUGCAUAACAAAUAUACACUUGAAUUAGUCACUAAAUAUUUUAAGCGCUUUAAGCCGUAGACUAAGCCGAAUACUUCUGCGUCCCACUGUCAGAGAUUUUCCCAGACCUGAUUUACUUAUAUCAGAUAGUACGCCCUAUAGUCCACUUAUUUAUUUGCAUAAUGACUUAUACAUAUCGCAUACAUACCCACAUAUAUACCGCCUUAUAUAUAUCUUCGAUUUUUUUUGUCUACUUUUGUAAGCCGAGCAAUGCGAGUGAGAAGAGAAAGUGUUCAAUAAAUUGUUUAGAAUCCCUAAAA
This is a messenger RNA of Drosophila simulans, 4042 nucleotides long. RefSeq lists its product as uncharacterized. The transcript is spliced from 4 exons. The record is from RefSeq and is a predicted model, not a curated record. Bases 778 to 2877 code for a protein of 699 amino acids. Lineage: Eukaryota; Metazoa; Arthropoda; Insecta; Diptera; Drosophilidae.